Paramecium sonneborni is the source of this 735-nucleotide messenger RNA. The record is from the annotation of a GenBank genome assembly. Lineage: Eukaryota; Ciliophora; Oligohymenophorea; Peniculida; Parameciidae.
AUGAUUUUAUUAACUAGAGAGCAUCUUCAUGAAUAAAAUAAAAAGCUUACUGAAGAAAAUUAAAAAUUAGAGUUAACUGUUUGCAGUCUCAAUAGAUAAAUAACAAAUUUAACAAUCUUUAUUGAUAAAUCAAAAAAACUUUAAGAAAUGGUGAAUUUACUGAAUUAAGAGUUGAGUAAUCUAAAGAGAGAUAAUUUCUGUUUGUAAGAAGCUCUUCUUACUUUAAAAUAAUCAUAAAAUGCAAAAAAUAAUUCAUAAACAGAAGAAGAACUGUAAUUAGAAAUGGAUAAAGUAAAGUAGCAUUAUGACGAUGAAUUAAAUAUAUUAAAGCAAGAAAAUUACAAAUUGCAUCGUAUGAUUAAAGAUUUGAAUGAUAAGUAAGUAUAUUCACUUGAGAAAUCUGCAACAAAAUUAGUAGAAAUUGGAAAUAAAAUUGAUAAAAAAUUGGGCGAGUAAAAUCAUCGAAGAAUUUUGAGCAAUCCAACUUUAUAAUCACCUAAAGGAAUGACAGAGGAAAUAUAUUAAAAUUUAAUAUAGAAGCUUACAAAUUAAUCAGAGGAGAAAUCUAUUUUAUCUUCAAGGUAUUUUCAAUAUUAAACAUAUAGAUCAAAGGCUAAGCUUUAAGAUUCUGGUCUUUUUACUAAGUCUUAACCAAAAGCAAUUCCUUCUCUUGGUAUUAACAGCUAUUAAUUAGAAUAAUUGUUACCAAACCUUGUAAACGUUAUCAAAAAAUGA